GCCCCGGGCAGGCGACCCCCGCUCCGGGCGCGGGGCGAGCGGCCGCGCUGAGACGCCGCGGGCGCCGCGGCCAUGGGCGCCCUGACCAGCCGACAGCACGCGGGCGUGGAGGAGGUGGACAUCCCGGCCAAUUCCGUGUACCGCUACCCGCCCAAGUCCGGAAGCUACUUUGCCAGCCACUUCAUCAUGGGAGGAGAGAAGUUCGACUCGGCCCACCCCGAAGGCUACCUGUUUGGCGAGAACAGCGACCUGAACUUCCUGGGGAACAGGCCCGUGGCGUUUCCUUACGCCGCCCCGCCUCCCCAGGAGCCGGUGAAGACGCUGAGGAGCCUGGUCAACAUCCGCAAGGACACACUGAGGCUCGUCAAGUGCGCCGAGGAGGUGAAGGCCCCGGGGGCCGAGGCCGGCAGAGCUAAAGUCCACUACAACGUGGAGUUCACCUUCGACACCGACGCCCGCGUGGCCAUCACCAUCUACUACCAGGCCACCGAGGAGUUCCAGAACGGCAUCGCCAGCUACAUCCCCAGAGACGGCGGCCUGCAGUCGGAGACGGUGCACUACAAGCGCGGGGUGUGCCAGCAGUUCUGCCUGCCCUCCCACACCGUGGACCCCUCCGAGUGGGCCGACGAGGAGCUUGGCUUCGAUCUGGACCGAGAGGUCUACCCGCUGGUGGUCCACGCCGUGGUGGACGAAGGAGAUGAGUACUUCGGCCAUUGCCACGUGCUGCUGGGCACGUUUGAGAAGCACACGGACGGGACCUUCUGUGUCAAGCCCCUCAAACAGAAGCAAGUGGUGGACGGGGUCAGCUACCUCCUCCAGGAGAUCUACGGCAUUGAGAACAAGUACAACACGCAGGACGCCAAGGUGGCCGAGGACGAGGUGAGUGACAACAGCGCCGAGUGCGUGGUGUGCCUCUCGGACGUGCGGGACACCCUGAUCCUGCCCUGCCGCCACCUCUGCCUGUGCAACACCUGCGCCGACACCCUGCGCUACCAGGCCAACAACUGCCCCAUCUGCCGCCUGCCCUUCCGGGCGCUGCUUCAGAUCCGAGCCAUGAGGAAAAAGCUGGGCCCCUUGUCCCCGACCAGCUUCAACCCCAUCAUCUCAUCCCAGACGUCCGACUCGGAGGAGCACUCGUCCUCCGAGAACAUCCCGCCGGGCUACGAAGUGGUGUCGCUUCUGGAGGCCCUCAACGGGCCCCUCACCCCGUCCCCCGCGGUCCCGCCGCUCCACGUGCUGGGCGACGGCCACCUCUCAGGAAUGCUGCCCGCCUACGGCAGCGACGGCCACCUGCCCCCCGUCCGGACGCUCUCCCCGCUCGACCGCCUGUCCGACUGCGGCAGCCAAGGACUCAAGCUCAAAAGGAGUCUCUCCAAGUCCACCUCCCAGAACUCCUCGGUGCUGCGCGAGGAGGAGGACGAGCAUUCCUGCAGUGACUCGGAGACGCGCCUGUCCCCGCGGCCGGCCGCGCAGCAGCUGGGAGAGGAAUGUGGCGUCACUCCAGACAGCGAGAAUCUCACCCUGUCGUCAUCAGGAGCCAUUGACCAGUCGUCUUGCACAGGGACGCCUCUCUCUUCCACGAUUUCCUCCCCGGAAGACCCCGCCAGCAGCAGCCUGGCCCAGUCGGUCAUGUCCAUGGUGUCCUCCCAGAGCCGGCACUCCCAGCUCAGCACCGACACCGUCUCCUCCAUGUCCGGCUCCUACAUCGCCCCCGGCACGGGCACGGGCACGGAGGACGAGGGAGAGGCGCUCCCCUCCCCGCUGGCCGCCAGCAGGGCCGCUUCCGAGGAAGGAGAGGCGAUGCCGGCGGCGUCUCCAGACAGCAACUUCGUGGGCCUCGCUGAAGAGCAGGACGCAGAGGGAAACGAGGUCAUGGAGGAAGACGACGCGUCCCCCACACAGGAAGACGGCCAGAGGACGUGCGCAUUUCUAGGCAUGGAGUGUGACAAUAACAAUGACUUUGACAUCGCAAGCGUGAAAGCACUGGACAAUAAGCUGUGCUCUGAGGUCUGCUUACCCGGCACCUGGCAGGCCGAUGACAACGCGCUCAGUCGUCGGCACCCUCGGCGUCGGCGCCGGUCGUCCAGCAGCCUGGAGGAUGCCGAGAGCGGGCGCUGCGUGUGGGGCCCUCUGGCCGUCUGAGAGCCCGCCCCAGGCCAGAGCCCCCUCCGGUCCCCGCCUCCCAUCCUGGACUCACUGGACCGUGGCCUCCUGGGCAUCCUCAGUGGGAGACCCACGUGGGAGCCGGGCGUGGAGGCCAGCCUGCUCCUUCUCCCAUGCCCCAGCCUUCCAUCACCAGGACCCGCCCCUCUCCCAAGGGGCUGGGCGCCUCCUGCCUCCUCAGAGACCCUCUGGAACAUUCCCACUGGAUCUUGAUCUUCAGGGAGCCACGGCCCCCGGGCUGGCGCCUCCAGCAUCUCUCUUCUCGGCGGCGGGUAGACCAGAAGACUCGGAGUCUUAGCGGCUGCGUUUCCUGGCGUCAGGGACGGCAACACCAGUUUGAAACCUCCAGUUUGGGGUGGGUUUGGGGGAGACGUGUGAGAAGGCAAAGCCACGUUGCACUGUACGCGGAGUUUCCGUCCAGGACAAGAGAAACGGUGCCAGCCCACCAGGCGGUUGGUUGGAAAGACGGUUCUUGCUUCCAGCAGGCGAGCUAGUCUACGCCUCGUGUGACUGUUUAGAGAGGAGGCCUUGGACCUGAGACACACACCGCCCCCCCACACACACAUACACACCCCCCGUUACGUGACCGACCUCGGGAGGGUCUUAGAUCAGGUGCGUCCGGGAAGGCCUGGGACUCCACCCUAAGGUGACAUUUCACAACACAUUUUGACCCCCUCUCUCAGGUGCGGGGAGCUAUGUCAUUGCCCUGGCCCUGCCCGGUGGUCUUCUUACCCCCCGUUUCCCCGUCUCCACCCGUUUGUUCAGAGUUGAAGAAACAGGCUGAGAGGGGGGUGGACCAGGGACCCUCCAGCUGGUACCCAGGACUCCCCCAGAAAGCGGUGGAGAGCGCUGAGUGGGGGCCGGCAGCGGGCUGGGCGCUGGUGGCUCCUCCCCCCCCCCCAUGUUUUCCUCCCCCGCCUUCCCGUCCUGCGCCUGAGAGGCCAAGGGGAGGACUGCCUUCCACAGGCUCAUUGGAGACUUAAGAGUGUUCCAGUCACGUGCCCACCCCCCACCCCACCCCCAGCCCAAAAGCGUGCGAGAGCAGGGCGGCCCGGACCGGAGCGGCUGGUGUGCACCUCUCGGCGCCGGCUCUGCUCAGCCCUCGGAGCUCUUGGGCAGACGCCUUGUCUGUUGGCCUUUGGGAAAGGUGGGCGAGCGCGGGGUUGGGGGGCAGAGUUGGAAACAGCCAUGUGUGAGGCUGGGAUGUGGAGCCCAGGCUACGCCCGUCCGAUGGCUUGUCUGAGUAUUUGGAACUGUCGCCCGGAGGAGCUUCUCGGGGCCCUUGCCAAGCCUCCAAGGGAGCCCCGUGCCCAGGGCUCCUCGCCCGGCACCCUCUCGGCAGCACGGCCGGUUGAGCAGGCCCUCCCACCACCCAGUGGCUGUGGCUCAGUUCUGCCUGGUCAGCGGGGAGCCUGCUGUUCUGACAGGUGUGAUGCGAGCCACACCGGGAAUGGAAGCUUCUGGAUGGAGUUCCCAGGCCCGCCCUCUCUGGAAUCCUGCCGUGGACUCCCCUGGUUCAGGCCCCACUCCGUGCCCUCCCCUUCCCCCACAUUCUUCCAGCCCAGCCCCUUUCCUACUUGAGAUCUGAGCAAUAACCCCACUCCCCGAGUUCCUCCAAGUUUGAGCCCCAGAAACGCCAGGGAAGGGGGGCUUCGCUCAGCCGAGGGGAGCGGCACGCAGACCCACCCGCUCUCCCGGCAGGUAGCCUUCGCGGGGUGGUGUUACCGGAGAUGAAGGAGCUGCAGGUCAACAGCAGCCCCCGUGGCAGGAACCCUCGGAGGAAGCCAUCUCCCCCCGCCCCCCCCCCCCCGUCCCCCUCUCUGGGGGGGGGUCUGUGUCCUCUCCUGGGGGAGGGGCUCAGAAAGGUUCUACGCCUUGGUUCCCUAACCAAGACCUCUGGGCUAGAGAACAGCCCCUCAGUCCUUGUUUUUCAGUCACUUCCUGUCCUCUGCCCGCCCCACCCCCCUCAUUCUCAUUCAGAUGUUGGCAAGCGGCAAUAUCCCACCCAGAGGCUGGUCCUCAGUCAGCCUGAGGGGACGAGGCCGCUGCCCGCCCAUCGCCUGGACACAGUCGUGCUGGCGGCCGCUGACCCCGAGAGAACGGACGGGCAUAGACGAGCUGGGGGCCGGCCGCUCCUCCCUGCCACCCGCGGGUCUGAGCUUCCCACGCCUCCAGGUGGUGUGACCCAGGCCUCCUCGCAGAGCCCUUUUCCAUCCCGCCAGAGUCCACGCCCCCGCCGGGCACCUCUUGGGCACAGGCCCACACAUGAAGCCAUCUCACCUGGAGAGAGCUAGUGUCCUGUCCACCUGACCCUGGCACGCCCGCCGCCCACUCUGCUUCAGGCGCUGCACAGCUGCUGUGUGCAGCGUGUGUGGGUACGGUUGUGCCAUCUGGGCGCCCCUCAUCCCUGGAGCUACGCUCAUGGGUACAGACAGCGGGGACACCAGGACGCGGUGUUUGUGGACUGCUGCAUGACUCUUAAAACGGAAUAAAACUGUUG
Eptesicus fuscus (big brown bat) is the source of this 4663-nucleotide messenger RNA. It is a transcript of the gene RNF157, whose product is annotated as ring finger protein 157. The record is from RefSeq and is a predicted model, not a curated record. Gene Ontology annotation, biological process: protein ubiquitination. Lineage: Eukaryota; Metazoa; Chordata; Mammalia; Chiroptera; Vespertilionidae. The transcript has 19 exons. Gene Ontology annotation, molecular function: ubiquitin protein ligase activity. The coding region runs from base 73 to 2142 and encodes 689 amino acids. Gene Ontology annotation, cellular component: cytoplasm.